Messenger RNA from Daldinia childiae, 2319 nucleotides. RefSeq lists its product as uncharacterized. Bases 1 to 2319 code for a protein of 772 amino acids. The record is from RefSeq and is a predicted model, not a curated record. NCBI's taxonomy places the organism in Eukaryota, Fungi, Ascomycota, Sordariomycetes, Xylariales, Hypoxylaceae. Gene Ontology annotation, molecular function: metal ion binding; RNA binding. Gene Ontology annotation, biological process: mRNA processing. The transcript is spliced from 5 exons. Gene Ontology annotation, cellular component: nucleus.
AUGUUGUUUCCAGAGAGCGACGCGUCUCUUCUUAGAGCUUGGAUCAUAAGGCGCCUUGCCAAUACAUCCGAUGCAGACGCAGAUGUACUUGCCGAUUACGUCCUAGCUCUCCUACGACACGAUGGCGAUGUCGAGUCCAUUCGCAAGAUGUUUGAGGAAGAAAUUCCCGAUUUUCUCAGAGAAGACGCGGCCGCCUUUACAGGUGACGUCUUUCAAGCCGUCAAGUAUCGUUCUUACUUGCCAGGAGCUCCUCCUGCGCCUCCUAGCGGUCGUCAAGCUCUUGCGCCCCCUCCAGUUGCGCCCUUAAUACCUUCAUAUCAACCUCAAGUACCAUACAACACAACUUCAACGGCUCCGGCCUUCCCCCAGAACGGUUCGCGGAAGCGCGCGUAUAAUGAUCGAGACGAUAAUGACGUGGACAUCAUCUUAACGAGCCAAGGUUCUUAUUCCGGAGCUCAGCCCUACAAGCAGCCUCGUAGAGGGGGUGGCUUCUCACAGCGUGGUGGGAGAUUCGAUGAAUCUUACAAGCCAAGGGAUCAAAAUGGGUUUUCUGGUCCAUACCCGGCAUCUUCUAGAUCUAAUGGCCGCUUUGGACUACCGCCACCACCGUCUUUUCAACCCUCUACGCAUGACCAUGGUAUACCGCCGAUAAACUUGGACAACCUCAUGGAAAAUAUCCAGAGGAUGAAUCAACUCGAUAUUCCUAUUCCUCAAUUACCUGAUCUUCCUAAACCUGUUUAUUCGGGCUCUAUUCCUCCGCCACGUCGGAGAAGACAAAAGUGUAGGGACUAUGAGACUCGUGGCUACUGUUCUCGAGGGAGCAAUUGCAAGUUCGAGCAUGGUUCUGAUUCUUUAAUGAUGCCUCCACUUCCACCUUCGGCAAAUGAUGAAUAUGAUCCUAACAAUGCCGUUUUCCCAAUGCCGCUCCUAGCGAAUCCACACCAGCCACAGGCAUUCCAGCCCCUAAAUUUACCCCCUUUUUCCACGGCGGCCCCUACAAAUCGUCGCGAACAUAACAAAUCGAGACGGACAAAGGGUCGACCGCCUAAUACGACAAGCGGUCCUAUACAUGACAAGACUAAGACCGCCAUUGUAGUCCAGAACAUUCCCAGUGGAUAUUUCACCGAAGAGAAAGUGCGUGAGUACUUUUCUCAGUUUGGCAACAUUGCAGACAUUUCAAUACAGGGGCCUGACCGCCUUGCGGUUGUUAAGUUUGAUACUUGGGAUGCAGCUCAUGCUGCCUGGAGCUCACCGAAGGUAAUCUUUGACAACCGGUUUGUGAAGGUGUUUUGGCACAAGGACGAUACCGAGUCCAGACCAAAUUCGGUCAAUGGAAAAGCCGGAAAUGGGGCAAAGAAUGGAGCUACUAAUGGCAAUUCGCUUAUUGAAGAGAGUGCGCCUACCGAAUCCUUUGACAUGGACGAAUUUAUACGCAAGCAGGAAGAGGCGCAAAAAGCCCACGAAGAGAAGACCAAGAAGAGAGAAGAAUUAGAGCGCCAACGCCAAGAAUUAGAAGAACGUCAGAAAGAGCUUCGUGCGCGACAACUCGAGGAGAAGCGCAGGCUUCAGGCUAAGCUCACCGGAAAAAGUUCGUCAGAAACAACAGAUGAUACUACUAAAAAGCCUACGUCACAGACAGAGGCCCUUAAAGCACAACUAGCAGCUUUAGAAGAGGAGGCCAAUGUCCUAGGAAUUGAUCCGGACGCUAUUCAUGAGGACUCAUCAUGGUCUACUAGAGGGCGUGGUAGAGGCGGCCGAGGUUAUCGCGGUCGUGGACGCUAUGUCGCGAGAGCUACCAGAGGCGGACAUAGCUACCAAGGUAGAGGUGGCAUAGAAGCUAGACAUGCAGCUUAUGCUGCGUAUUCCUUGGACAACAGACCCAAGAUAAUUGCGCUAUCUGGUGUAGACUUUACAAAUCUAGAGAAGGACGAGGCAUUACGACAAUACCUUUUCGGCAUUGGUGAAUUCAAGGAAAUUCACACAGAUCCGGCCGCAACGCAUAUUACAUUCAAAGAUCGCAAAACAGCAGAGCAGUUUAUGAUGGGUGUGUCUGCCAAUAAUGCGAUUCCCGGACUUGAGGACAAGGUCGAAAUUACGUGGGCCACAUCUGCACCUCAGUCUGAAACGAAGACUCAUGCUGAUGAUAACGUGCCUAUGGCUAAUGGUAUAGAGGACGACCAAGGGGCCAGAGAUAAGACCAGCGCCGAAGGUAGUAGCAGUGUGACCAUCGGGCUAGAGGAAGGAGAAGUCAGUAAUGGACACGGUCGUGAUCAGCAUGAUAUGGAUUACGAGGCAGGAGAAGACUGGGAUAUUUCCUAA